AUGGCGUACAAGAGGACAUUCAGUAAUAGAGCUGGAGCUGGAGGGGUAUCCUCUGGUUCUGGCGAUGAGGUUGUGAUUGAAUUGGACAAGAAGAAGCAAGUUACAAUCAGAAAGUUCAACAACAUCAAUUUGGUGGAUAUCAGAGAAUUCUACAUUGACAAAGAUUCAGGUGAAAAGAAACCUGGAAAAAAAGGAAUAUCUUUGACGGAGGAUACAUGGUACAAGCUUUUGGACUCAACCAACAAGAUCCAGCUGGCGUUGGAUAUUCUCAAUGGAGGCUCGUCAGGAUCGGCACCAUCCCCAAAGAAGACGAAGGUAGACAAAAAGACAGACAAGAAGGAGAAGGCAGAGCAUAAGGAUGAGACUGAAGAAAAGAAAGCUGCCAAAAUCGAAGAAGAAGAACACAUCAGUGAUGCUGAUGAAUAG
This is a messenger RNA of Scheffersomyces stipitis CBS 6054, 426 nucleotides long. RefSeq names its product chromatin-binding transcription coactivator. NCBI's taxonomy places the organism in Eukaryota, Fungi, Ascomycota, Pichiomycetes, Serinales, Debaryomycetaceae. The transcript has a single exon. Gene Ontology annotation, biological process: positive regulation of transcription initiation by RNA polymerase II. Gene Ontology annotation, molecular function: DNA binding; transcription coactivator activity. Gene Ontology annotation, cellular component: transcription regulator complex; nucleus. The record is from RefSeq and is a predicted model, not a curated record. Bases 1 to 426 code for a protein of 141 amino acids.